GCUGUGGACCAAGCAAUAGUGAAUGAAUAGCAGCUUCCAGUUUUCUUUGACAAAAGGAGGAAGAGUUUCCAUGCCUGAAAUAUAUUCUAGAUUCAAUUCUUCACACUGGCUUAAGAAUUGAAAGUAUGCAGGACAGAAGUUGUGAGCUUCAAGCUGCACCCCUAUCUUGCAUUAUGAGAGAAGCUUCCCAUUCAGAGAAAAGCAGUUCUGCGGGAAGCCAUGAAAACAUGUCUGAGGAUUCCUCAUCUUAUGAAUUAUUUUAUGAUUCCCUGUCAGACAUACCUGAUGGUGAUUUCUCAAAUGAUCUCUCUGCCUUCCUGAAUGAAGAGGAAAUAAGCAAAAGCCUUGAACUUGCUCAUAAAUCUAUUACAAAUUCUGCACAGGAAGAGAAAAAGGCAACACAGGAGUUCACACAUAACUUCAACACUUAUCCAAACUCACCAGAGGAUGACUCUUCCAGGAAUACCAAAGAACAAGACACCUCCAAGAGAACUCAGGCACCCAUCCCAAAUCCAUUGGUGACUUCAGCACAACCAGAGCAGAAAAAACAGAAUGCAUAUCCUCCAGAUGCAAACAAUUUAUUAAAUGUAACUCGGAAACAAUCUAAUAUAUCACCCCUACUACUUGCAAGACCCAGCUUUAUUCGCAGUCUGAAAAAUGCUGAAAGAUGUGAUCCAAGUGUGCAGAAGAUGAGCUCAAAAUGCAAACCUGCAUCAGCAGAUGAUGUUCCCUUCAAAAACAAACUAUGUGACAAAGCAGCUACUUUGAUUGAGGAGCUCUCUUCCAUCUUUCGAGAAGCAGCCAAGACAAGAGUUAGAAGUCCAGAUGGAAAUUCUUCUUCUCCAGACAGUGGAUACCUUUCCCCUAAAAACAAACAAUCGACCAUACCCAAUUCUUUAAGGAACCCAUCUCCUGACAAAACAUGCAUGGAGGUCACAGCAGAGAAUGAGAUAUCUGGAGUCAUUGAUGCUGGAGAAUCUUUGCUGGAAAGCAAGGAAGACUCUCAAGGUAAUGAGAGUGUUGCCAUGAAUCAUGUCACAAAAGAAAGUCACCAUCAGUCAUCACCACCUCGAUUUACCCAGAAACUCAAGAGUCAAGAAGUUGCGGAAGGAAGCAAGGUGGUGCUUGAGUGCAGAGUUGCUGGAAACCCAACACCACAUGUAAGGUGGUUCUGUGAAGGAAAACAACUACUGAAUUCCCCUGAUAUACAGAUAUGUUGUGAAAGUGGAGGACUUCAUACACUAGUAAUAACAGAAGCCUUUGAGGACGAUACAGGUCGCUACUGCUGCCUGGCCUCAAAUUCUGUUGGCUCUGAUUCUACAUCCGCAGAACUAUUUGUUGAAGGUGCCAGCUCUUCAGAUUCUGACAGUGAAAUUUUCAGAUCAAAAUCUGGAGCCAUGCCACAGGCUCAAAAGAAAAGCACUUCUGUUUCUUUAACGAUAGGACCUUCUGCUCCGAAGGCUGGAAUCACUACAGCCGUAAUCCAACCUAUUGCAGUGCCUCGUCAGCAGGUCCAAAGUCCUACUUCAUACUUCUGCAGAUUAGAUGGCUCAAAACCUGGUCAUGCUGGACCUAUUUUUACAAAGGAGCUGCAAAAUUCAACAGCAAGCGAAGGACAAGUAGUUGUUCUUGAGUGCAGAGUGAGGGGAGCACCUCCCUUGCAUGUCAUGUGGUUUCGGCAAGGGACAGAAAUUCAAGAUUCGCCAGAUUUCCGAAUCCUUCAAAAAAAGCCCCGGUCUGCAGCUGAACCUGAAGAGAUAUGUACACUUGUGAUAGCAGAGACCUUCCCUGAAGAUGCAGGAAUCUUCACAUGCACAGCAAGAAAUGAUUAUGGAUCGGUCUCAAGCAGUGCAAAACUGACUGUGCUGUCAGCCAACUCUGAAAGCCACAGCCAAGACUUGUUGAUGCAAGAGCAGAAUGAUGAUGACUUCCACCACCUCCCACCUCCACCUCCACCUCUUGAGAUUAGUUCUGUUGAGCUUCCUCCAAAGCACUCUGAGAACCAUGAGAUGAAUAAUACUCGAUCAAAUGUAGCAGCUCUUCAAUUACAGCUCAACUCUGUAGAGAAGAAAACGAAUGGUGUUCAUCCCAGCCAUGGAGUAAAUGGGGUGAUGAAUGGCAACAUCAACACCGACAGAUCUCUCCCUCAUCCUGGCAACUUGCUUUCACCCACAAAAACGCCGCCACCUGUGCUUGCCAAACCAAAGCUGGACCCCUUAAGAAUCCAGCAGUUGCAGAACCAAAUCCGACUGGAAAAAGAAGCUUCCCACUGGUAUCAGCAGCCACCAGCUGGUUUCCACCAAAAUCUGCCUUUGUCUCCAACUUUUCCACCUCCACCUUCAUUCCAAGAACUUGAGUCCAGCCACUCCAUAGUUUGCACCCCUGUGCAAAUGAGUGUUCUCAACUCUCAUUCUGCUCCCACCAUGCAGUCAUCCAGCUCCUUCAACUACACCCGCCCCAAACAGUUCAUUGCUGCACAGAAUAUCAGUCCUGCUUCAAGCUACGUGACUCCUUCAUCCGGAUCAUCCACAUCGAGCCUCCCGUCCCCCAUGUCUCCCACUGCUUCGCAGAAACAAUUCGGCAGAACAUCUGCUCUCUCUUUCUCUCAGCCGUUUUCACCUGAAGGGGAAUACCCGUGGUCUCCUUCUCCACCUCCUCCUCCUCCCCCUGUUUUUAGUCCAACCUCCACUUUUUCGGUGGCUGAUUCCUUUCCACUGCCGCCACCUCCUCCUCCUCCUCUCCCAACCUCUGUCCCUUCUCCAUCCCGCAGUCUUUCUCCAACAUCUAGAUUUUCCAAUUCUACCCAGUCACCAGCAGCUUUCCUCAGCUCCAUGCUACCAUCCCAGCCGUCUCCAGUCUCUGUAAAUGCACUAGGACUUCCAAAGGGUGUCACACCUCCGGGGUUUCCAAAGAAAACAGGCCGAACUGCCAGGAUUGCAUCUGAUGAAGAAAUUCAGGGCACAAAAGAUGCCGUUAUCCAGGACCUCGAAAGAAAGCUUCGCUUCAAGGAGGACCUGUUGAACAAUGGCCAGCCGAAAUUAACAUAUGAGGAGAAGAUGGCUCGCCGACUGCUAGGUGCUGACAGUGCUGCAACUGUCUUCAAUAUUCAAGAGCCAGAAGAAGAGCUGGCCGGACAGGGAACUGGCUCUCUUGAUGCUUCUGUAGUGACUCCUGAGGCUGUUCAAAAGGAAUACAAAGUCUCCAGCUUCGAACAGAGGUUGAUCAGUGAGAUUGAAUUUCGGCUGGAAAGAUCUCCUGUCGAGGAGUCUGAUGAUGAGGUGGAGCAUGGAGAAGAUGCCCCUGAUAAUGGUGUGGCUCCUUACUUUGAGAUGAAGCUGAAACAUUACAAAAUAUUCGAGGGAAUGCCAGUCACCUUUACAUGCAUAGUGUCUGGGAAUCCAAAUCCAAAGAUUUAUUGGUUCAAAGAUGGGAAGCAAAUCUCUAAAAGGAGUGAACACUACAGGAUGCAAAGAGAACCUGAUGGGACCUGCUCUCUCCACACUACAGCCUCCACCCUGGAUGAUGAUGGGAAUUAUACCAUCAUGGCUGCCAACCCACAGGGCCGAGUAAGCUGUACAGGAAGACUAAUGGUCCAGGCUGUCAACCAGAGAGGACGCAGCCCCCGAACACCACCUAACCAGCCUCACACCAGAAGGCCUCGUUCUCGAUCAAGGGAUAGUGGAGAUGAAAAUGAACCAAUCCAGGAACGCUUCUUCCGACCUCAUUUUCUGCAGGCCCCUGGAGACCUGAUAGUUCAAGAAGGAAAACUUUGUAGAAUGGACUGCAAGGUCAGUGGCUUGCCAACCCCAGAUAUCAGCUGGCAACUCAAUGGAAGAGUAAUACGUUCUGAUUCCUCCCACAAAAUGCUUGUGCGUGAAAAUGGUGUACACUCCCUGAUAAUAGAGCCGGUCACAGCAAGGGAUGCGGGCAUUUAUACAUGUGUGGCUACUAAUCGAGCUGGUCAGAACACAUUCAGCCUGGAACUAAUUGUUGCAGCCAAGGAAGCACACAAGCCCCCUGUAUUUUUAGAUAAACUACAAAACACCGGAGUUGCUGAGGGGUAUCCUGUGCGACUGGAGUGCCGGGUUUCCGGAGUGCCAUACCCUCAGAUCUUCUGGAAGAAAGAAAAUGAGUCACUCACCUAUAAUACUGACAGAUUGAGCAUGCACCAGGAUAAUCAUGGCUACAUCUGCCUACUUGUUCAGGGAGCUACAAAAGAAGAUGCUGGUUGGUACACUGUGUCAGCAAAGAAUGAGGCUGGAAUUGUGUCCUGCACAGCAAGGCUGGAUGUCUAUACUCAGUGGCAACAACAGCCCCAGACCACCAAGCCAAAGAAGGUGCGUCCCUCAGCCAGCCGCUACGCAGCACUUUCUGACCAAGGACUAGACAUCAAAGCUGCAUUUCAGCCAGAGGCAAAUCCAGGACAUCUGACACUGCAAUCUGGAUUGGUAGAAAGUGAUGAUCUGUAAAUUUUAGCUAUCAGAUUUAUCAUUUUCUUUCAAAGUGAAAACACUGAAAGCCAUUGUCUUGACCAAUGAUAAUUUAUGCCACUUUAUGUGAAAGGCAGACACUUUUGUGUGCAAAAAUAAGGAAUACCAUACUCAUAUAUUUCUUGCUCAGUGUAACAAAUUAGAGUAGGUAGUGAAUAUUCAGAAAUGUAAAAUCUGCACACAUACACACUACCUUCACAAUAAACAGUUUCUUGCUAGUUUAUGGGGUGUAGUAUUUUUGAACAAUCCUAUUCACAAAUGCGGAUGUGGAUGCGAUUUUUCAAAAGCAAACACACUGCAGAACAUAUCACUUAAGUGCCUUUGCAAGUUGUAGGUGCUGUUACUAAUGCUAGCCAUUUUAUUGGGCCACAACACAACUGCGAGCAUAUCGGCAAUACAUUCUGGUGUUGACAGUGAAAAUGUGCAAUAGUGAAGGAAUAAAACAAGCCUGAGAAAGAAAGAGCUAAACAAAAUGUACAUUGCUUUCUGUUCUCCAAAGAGAAGGGAGCUACUUGCCUUAAAUUGCUUUGUAUGAGGGAGCUUCACACGUGAAAGCUUCCUUUGAUUUUUGCCAACUGAGGAGUCGCAAAUCUAUAAAUAUGCUGCCAAGCUAAAUCAAUCAUAACAUAAUUUAAAAUGGAGGCAGUAUGAUGGGAUUGUUUUAGUGUUGGAUUUGUAACAGUGGGAUGGAAUGAGGCAAAAGGUCAAGUCUUUUUCAGAGGACGAAACUGCUACAGGUGAAAACAUUGCAGUCUCUCUCUCGGAAACACCAGGGUUACCUAAAUGUUUCUUGUGAAACACUAGGCAGGGGCUCAACCAGAACCUAUAUGACAAAAGAAUGGAUAUUUAGGAGUUAGAGUAAGUAAGUGGGGGAAGGACUGAGUCUGUAAUAAGAUUUAAAUAAAAUAAGCACAUACUAUAAUAGAUCAGUAGAUAUGGGAGAAUGCAGAAUGAUAAGGAAAUGGUGUUUCAUUUUAAACACUGUAUGCAUGCAUACUAGAAGUUACAUUUAUGUGUUCUUGUCUACUGCAGCAUGAACAACAACCUGCCUAUGACUGGGACCUUGUGAAAAAGUUUAAAAUGGUUGAUGUUCCAGAAGGUAGACUAGCUCUCUAUCGAAAUUAGAAUUUUUGUAGAUUAUACUAAGCAAUUUGGAUUCAAAAUUAAUUCAUUUUAAUCAGGAGAGAGUUGUAAACCACUUUGAUUGGGUCUGGCAGGAAAAAAAUGCAGUUGUGAUGGUACAAGAGUAUUUUGCUACAAAAGGAAAUCACUGUAUUCCUUUUAUGAAGCACAUUGAUAGUACUUUAUUUAUAAUAAAAUGUUGAAUCUUUUAUCUCAAUCCAAUUAUUCAAAUGCAGUACUUCUUUUUUAAAAAAAAGACAGUUUUGUAUUAUGUACCACACCAUAUAUUUUGCAUUACCGCUAUUCAUGUAUUGCUUUGCACCUCAUUGUUAAGUACACAAACCAGGUUUUUAGUAGCUAAUAAACUUUUGCCACAGACAAUAGUAACCCUUCUAUAUAAACUCUGCAGUUGGUAACAGUCUCAGUUACAGGAAUUUCUUACAUAUUUUACUGUCAUACACAAUCUGUCAUAUUAAAAUGUCCUACUGUCAUCUUCUAACUCAAUACGUCGAAAUCAUCCACAUCAUAAUCUUUUCAAAUGUGAUUUGCUAAUCUACUAUUUGUUUAGCUUCACUAGUAGCAUUUUGCUUCUUUUUAUUUGUAUUUAUAAAACAUGUACUAUCAUACUACUUUGGAUUGUUGUGCUAGUAUCAUGUGGGUUUAACAUCAAUAAAUAUUACACAAGUCAAUAA
This is a messenger RNA of Anolis sagrei ordinatus, 6304 nucleotides long. It is a transcript of the gene PALLD, whose product is annotated as palladin, cytoskeletal associated protein. The record is from RefSeq and is a predicted model, not a curated record. NCBI's taxonomy places the organism in Eukaryota, Metazoa, Chordata, Lepidosauria, Squamata, Anolidae.